Molecule: messenger RNA, 1966 nt
Organism: Nematostella vectensis (starlet sea anemone)
Lineage: Eukaryota; Metazoa; Cnidaria; Anthozoa; Actiniaria; Edwardsiidae
Product: EGF-like repeat and discoidin I-like domain-containing protein 3
Exons: 5
Coding region: 410-1381 (323 amino acids)
Source: RefSeq, a predicted model, not a curated record
UCUUGAUCGGUACAGCUUUACUUUGCAAUUUUGAACCCCGACAACAAAAACUUGUAUUACCUUAAAACUAAACCCAUGGUCACGAUUUUUUGUUUGUUUAUAACGUUAUGAUUCAAAUUUUAUGGGUUGAAAAUUCACAACGAUGCAGUACAAAUGUUUUUAUGACUAUCCACACUUAAUAAAACAAUGUCAAUAAUAUUCAAGCAGAUGUCUAUUCCCAUUCAACACGCUGCACUGCAAAAAUAAUGAUUAACGCCAGGAAUACAAAGAAUAUCCUAGUAUUGUUUUCGUAAUGAAAAGAAGAAGAAGCAUGCCGUGUGAUAAAUCAUUAAAACACUAUUUGUUAAACUCCAUUUCAUUUUUGAUCUCAAGUUUUAAUUCUUUGCAACUCAAAUAGGGUGGUGCAGGAAUGGCCGGUAGAAAAACUGCAUUUAUCUUCUUACUGAUGGACGCCAGGACAGUUGCCUUGGUGACCUCCGCUGUUACAUGGCUUUGUCUGCUUGCCCCAACACCUCAAGCAAGAGAGUUUGUCUCCCGAGAUGACCCUAAAUAUAAAUUCGCAGUUUUUGAUGUUGUCAAUGACCACAAGCUAGAAGGCGCGCCCAUGAGAACUCGUUAUCGGGUCAGCGACAUUGCGUGCGCAUCUCAGUGCGUGGGUGAACCAUCAUGCAGUUCGGUAAACUACCGUCGUGUCGAUGGGUCAUGUGACUUGAUGCCUACAACGAAAUAUAAUGCGACACUCAAGUGGGUCAGCGGCUUCGAGCAUUUAUUCAUCAAGUCGGCGUGCGACUCAUCGCCGUGUCGUUAUGGAAACUGUCAUCCACUUAUCAACAAUGGAUCAUACCGCUGUACAUGCAUUAAGCAAUUCUACGGACGCGAUUGCGAUAAGUGCAAUGGAACGGCGCUGGGAAUGGAAGAUGGACGUAUUGUAUCCGCACAGUUAUCCCAGUCCUCGUUUUACAGAGAUGACCCAAAGUAUGGUACAGACCGCGGGCGGCUCAACCUUGACAUCUGGCCAAUGGGAGCCCAUCUCAGAUCCGAUGAUGUGGACGGUGGCUGGUUUAAGAUAGACUUAUACACGACUAAGAUCAUCACCGCGUUUGCAAUGCAAGGGUAUGGUAGACCCAUUUCUAUCGAUCGCGUCGAGACGUUCCAGAUCUGCACCUCUGAUGAUAAUAACGACUGGGUGUUUUUAGAGAAAUCCCCUGGAGCCCCAAAGAUCUUCCCUGGAAACAACAACAACAAUGAAACAGUAACUACCACCUUCUCGCCACCAUUGAUGUCUCGUUAUUUUCGCAUUGUGGCGAAGACUUGCGGCAGAGCAUGUGCCUUGCGGAUGGAAAUCUACGGGUGCGAAAAGUUGUUGAACCAACUCUCGUAACACCAUACGUUGUACAUAAUGAUAAGGAUUCAUUAGUGGAAAGUAAAGCGCAACAUCGUUCAGUUUUGUUGGUUCUUUAGCCUACUCUCUCGUUAUUUUGUGACUUUGUGGAGUUUGAAAAUUGGUUCGGAUAGAACUCCUUGUUAGCUUCAACUAGAAACUAAUUUUCAGUCUAUUUUACUCGGAACACGUGAAGUCCCUGCUGACUUUUUUCUCUUGUGUUUCGCUACCAGAGGGUUCAAAUUGGACGGUGUUGCGCUAUUUAUUUAUGAGAUCGUUUUUUAGUGAAGUAUUAUUCUGACGUGUAGAAAGUGUUUUCCACGAAACAGGCUUGCAUGCAUACAUUGCCUAUCUUUGAACUGUUGAAUCCUGUAUAUUUUGUUAGUAGAAAUCAAUACACAUUGCCUAUUAUUGAACUGUUAAAUAUUGUUUCACACUGCCUAUCCUUGAACUGUUGAAUAUUCUAUAGUCUAUUGACUAUGUCAGGACGUCCCAGAACUGCACCUUUGAUGGUGCUUUGAGAUCUCCCCUGAAUCCCCACGUCCUUGUGUACGAGCUAUUUGAAAUCAGAUUUUUGUGUGUGUA